Petromyzon marinus (sea lamprey) is the source of this 6119-nucleotide messenger RNA. RefSeq names its product zinc finger protein 507. Gene Ontology annotation, molecular function: RNA polymerase II cis-regulatory region sequence-specific DNA binding; DNA-binding transcription factor activity. Gene Ontology annotation, biological process: regulation of transcription by RNA polymerase II. NCBI's taxonomy places the organism in Eukaryota, Metazoa, Chordata, Hyperoartia, Petromyzontiformes, Petromyzontidae. The record is from RefSeq and is a predicted model, not a curated record.
CACGUGAUCGCGCCACUGACGGGGGGGGGGUGAUCACGUGACCGCGGGUGCGUCCACGCGCGGCGCGCUCGCCUCCUGUCACGUGACCUGUUAACAUCUCGCGGGACGCACGCGGGAACAUCGUGUGUCACGUGACCACAUGCCCGCACACGGUUGGGCGUCACGUGAUCUCGCCCCACCCCCCCUCGUUGCACUGUAAUCCGCCCGCGUGCGCGGCGUGUCUCCGCGCGAAGUCACGUGACUCGCUCCCCUCACUGUACCCGCGCGAGCGGUCACGUGACCGUCGCCACCGCCUCCCGCUGUCGGAACGUGCGGGUCACGUGACGCGCGGGGGGCUCCAUCUUAGCGCGGAGCGCGUGGCCGCGUGUCAACCCCCCCGGCCGCCUUUGUCUCCCUCGCGUUUGUCUCCCUCGCAGUUUGUCUCCCUCGCGUUUGUCUCUCUGCGCCGCGUGUGGUGACGCGUGCGCGGCCGCGCUCGGUGGGUGCGACUCGGGGAGGACGCGGCGCUUGUGCCGCUGGCUCCGGGCUGCGUGCAUCCCGCUGGAGGGGAGGGGCGGGAGGCGACACGAGGAGCGGAAUGCGUGAGGGUUGGAUCUCCACAUUCUCGUCGUCACAGCCUCAUCCUGAGCAACGCCUGUAUCCAGAGACCUCGUCUCGCGGUCUGAUAACCGGUCUCAUGGAAACUCACAACCUCGUCUCUAGAUUUCACCUCGUCUGAUUUCCAGAUCUUCUCACCUCGUGGUGUCUCAUCAUCGAAUCCUCUCCGUUACCUCGUCUCCCCCGGUCUCCUCACCCAAACACGCGGUCUCCUCACCUCAUUGUUUCACCUCGUCACAUUCGGUCCACCUAAUCUCCCGCUCAGCUCCCCCCGCGCAGGAGCGAGCGGCGCUCCUCGCACCCUCGGAAUGGAGCCGCGUGCUGGUGGUGCGAGAUCGCGACGCCGCUCUGCGGCCGGGGUCGUCUCGGGUGUCGCUACCCACGUGUGACAUCGCUUGUGUCUCUGCGGGCUUCCACGCCGAGCCGCGUGGCUGAGAGAGAGAGCGAGAGAGAGGUACCCGUGCCGCUGCCGAUUCUACUGCUGGUGCUGCUUGGCGGUUUUACCGCUGGUGGUACAGCUUGCUCGUGGCGACCAUGGAGGUCCGCGUGGAUUCGCCUCCUUCCCCCGGCGGCAGCCUCGACGCCGGCGCGAUAAGCCGCAGCGUGUCGGCGGUGUUUCGCUCCAAAUUGGACGCGCUCUGCUCCCUGGCAUGCGAGCGGGCGAGCCGCCUCACGGACCGCGCCACCUCGCGGGCGGACGUGGACGGAGGAGGAGGUGAAGGAGGAGGAGGUAACGCAUGUGCCGAAGGGGGUAGAAGUGGCGGUGACGGAGGGAAGACUGUUGGCGAUGGUGGACGCGGUAGUUACAUAGGUGGUGUUGGUGGAGAAGGAAUAUGUGGCGGAGGUGGUCAUGAUGCACGUGGAUCUGGAGGUGGCGGCGGCGGUGGUGGUGCUGAGAAAGGACCAGGCGAUGGCAAUCCACGUCGGGGUGAAGGUUGUCCUGUCGGUGGAGGAGGACACGGCGGUCGUGGCCGAUUUACCGAAGCUCUAGGAACUGGACGAGGUGGUGACGACGUUGGAAUCGCCGGCGGCGCGCGCGCCGGCGUGGUGCUGCUCGUGCCCAAAGCGGGGGGGUCGUGCGGACCGUCCCAGCCGUCUCCCGCAACUCCCCAGCCGCCUCCUGCCGUCCCUGCCGCGCGUCGCUGGUACACACGCGACCCGCACGGCAUCUACCACUGCCUGCUGUGCAGCUACACGUGCGAGCGGCAGCGCACGCUCAAGACGCACGCGUGGAAGCACGCGCGCGAGGUCACCUGCACCUACCCCGUGUUCGAGGAGCUGGAGGAUGGUGGCGGCGGCGGCGACGGAGUGAACCUCGGCACCCACCUCGCGGCAUCAAACGGCACGACGGUCCGGCUUUCCGACACCGACUCCAACGCCGCACGAGGCCACGUUCACCCACCCGAGGGCGGUAGCGCGAAUGCCACCUCGCUGUCGACUCCCGGACCACCCAAGUCGGCGGAGGCGGAUGCUCGGGAGAGAAGCGCCGGGGCCUCGACUCCUGGCCGCUCAGACGAGGCUAAAGUGCCCGGCCUCCCUGGGCUUGCGGCGGGAACGGAGCAGGCCGCGCGGCGCAGCCCUGGCCCCAAUGUUGGCCUGGAGGCGGCGGCCGCGGGGCUAGGGGACGAGUCGGGUGUGGCUCCGCGUCUUCCAACGACCGUCAAAGCCCAUGACAUUGGUUGCAGCGCUAAGCAGGAGGAGCAGCAGCAGGGACUUGGGAAGAAAUAUUCCAGCCAAGUUGGCGCUCUUGGUGUGGAGGCUGAUGAGCAAGAACGCAGCCAGCAGCAGCAGGAACGCGAAGAUUGUGCAGAUGUGAGGCCCGUAUCCAGGCGUCGCACAAACUCGGAGUGCUUGCUCCUGCACUCUCUGGCUGCCGAGGCCCUCGUGGCUUUGCCAGCCUGGUUGCCACCACCUCCUCGACAUCCUGAUCCUCUGAGUCCUCCUCAUCAGGACCUCGGGAUGCAAGAACCGAUCCACGAGGGCGCUUGCAGUGACAGCUACAGCAGCAGCAGCAGAGGAAGCGGCAGCCAGUCUGGAAUCAGCAGCCUUCUCCUGUCCGUCAUCGAGCGACUGCACCAGCGAGACGAGGGAGACGGCGAGGUCGGAGCGGCGACCGCCAGGGAAGGGGGUCCUCGCCACGUCAAGGUGGAGGACGUGAAGAUUGACGACGUGGAGCAACAGCCGAUGGAGGAGGAGGAGGAGAACGAGUUUGAAGACGAACAUCAGCAGCGAGCUUUACUGUUUGGCGGGCUGGUGGAGCAAGUGUCCGGGGCUCGGCAUGCGUACCGGUGCCGCGUGUGCCCGUACCGCGGCACGAGCGCUGCCCACGCCAGGCAGCACCUGCGCGCUCACCGCCGGCCCCGACCCUACCAGUGCCCAAUCUGCCACGAGGUGGCACGGGACUGUGGCGCUCUGCGCGAGCACACGGCCAGACACUGCCGCCCACGCCCGCACCGCUGCUCCCACUGCCCGUUCGACUUCCAUUACAAGAGCCAGCUGCGGAAUCACGAACGCGAGCAUCACAACGUGGCGCCAAGGAGAAGGGCGGUGGCCGGGAAACACGCAGCAUCUCACGCCGGCCAUGGGCAAGGCGCACGGGAGCGAAGGCUGCAUCAGUGCGACAUGUGCUCCUACACCAGCGUCUCCUACGUGGGCGUCCGCAACCACCGCCGCAUCCACGACAAGAGCUACCGAUGUGCGGAGUGCGAGUUCACCACUUCCUCGGCGGCCGCCUUUAAGCAGCACUCGUGCGCGCACAACGCCCUCGCUGUUUCCGCAGCCGAGCCUUUCAGGUGUGUGCUAUGCGGCUACGUGUGCAGCUUUGCGGCAUCUCUGAAGGCUCACAUGUGGCGGCACGCCAGCGACCAGAACUACGACUUCCAGCGAGUGAACCGGGAUAUUGAUGCAGCCACAGCCCUGGCACAGCGUUUCCAGAACCGCACCAUGCUGAAGAUGGCACCGGCCCCGGGAGAGUUGGGGAGGCCCCCUUGCUCCCCGGGCACCGUCGGGGACAAACCGAACCCUGCUCUGCCUUACGGGCACUCUCCAAACCCGGUUACAGGCAACGCGGUGGCGACCUCCGCCGUUGCCGUCGGCAAACCUGCUCGCUCGGCGAGCGAGAAGCCAGCAGCUCCGGUGGCCCCAGCCACCCUGGCAGCGGCCGUCCAGACGGCGCCACCGCUUCUCCUCGCCCUGCCGCAGAGCCCUGCGUUAGGGGGUACGUCUAGGCCCCAGGCUCCCCAGGGCAAGUCCUGUCGCCUCACCUUCUGCUGCUGCGUGUGUGGCUUCGAGUCGGGCGUACGGGAGGAGCUGCUGGCACACAUGCAGGGCCACCAGCAGGAGUUCCUGCCUGCUGUGCGGAGCGGCCAACCGCAACAGCAGCAGCAAGUGCAACCGUAGCAGCAAUAGCCCUGACACCCGGACCGGAACGCAGAGCACGCCUUCAGUUGCAAAGCAGCAGCAGUUUUCCUUUGCGUACACGAGACAUGCACACAAUGGUUUACAUCAUAUUCAGGUGAUUACGGUGGCAGCUGCUGAGCUACUGUGGCUCUGUUGUCCUGGCUGCUGUGGCUGGUGCUAGCGUUGCCCGUUGCGAGGUCCUGUCUCUGUGUGUCUUGUGAUCCUCUGUAGGUUGUUUAUUGUAAUGUAGCACGUGGGCUGCUGGCUUCGUUGGCCCUCGGCAAAGCAGCCUCUUUUGGGGCUGAGAAAAAAUAUUCUCUUGAAUGGAUCGACUUGGUCAGAACAAGCAUUUGGCUCAUAAAGGUUAUGUUUGGGAAGAAGGAGAGUGUGCUUAAGCUGCUGCGAGUGCAAGGGAUGAUGCAUUUUUGAAUGCACCAUGGAGGAGAACUGUACUGGAUGAAAGUUAAUCUGUUAUGUGUUUAAGCUGUGUGCUUGCACACAUUUUGUAUCUACAUAUUGUUCUUGAGACCCCCCCCAAACUACUUCUCCACCCAAACCUACCCCCCUCCCAACCCACCAUCCUACCUAUCUAUAUUUCUACCAACCUACCAGCCGUGCCUUUGGUGAUCCCAUCAGGACCCACGACCAGGAUUUUAAAACCUGCUCGUGAAUCGGGAUCGAAGUGAAGCACCAUUUGAUUAGUCGCUACCAUAUCUCAUUGAUGAGGCUGACUUUAUUCCUAAAUGAGUUGUCGUAUAUUGGUUUUACUUGUAAAUAAAAUGGGUGUGAUAAGUGAAGUGGGGAGCGGUAGUGUCAUGGUUAGUGUGCUGCACUAGGAACCCAGUGACACGAUGGUUCCCGCUCACAGCCAACACCAGUGACGAUUAUCUGAACCAGUCCUGUACCUCCCCUUGUCGACUCGGCCUCAAAUGAGUACUUGGUGCGAUUUGUAAGUAUCACCACUCGGGAGACAAAGGCAGAUGGGGGCAUGGUGCUUGCCCUUAUUUGCCGUGUCGGCCUUCACUGGUGCUCGAUAACAGCUCUUGUACUGACAGUCUGUUAAUGCUAUAGAGGGGAUGUUUGUCUUUUUUAUACAAGUGAACUAUAUAACUGGGAUUUUAAAUGUGUGCACCAAGUUAUUUUGAUAGUCACCUUUAUCAUAAGUAUACUUAGUCAAUAUUACAAAUAUAGGGGACUUUCCAAUAAGUGUAAUGGUAGGUUUUUUGUUAUUAAUAGUAAAAAAACAUUUUUAUUUGCCUAUCAUGCACCGAUUUUAUACGAAAGCUCACAAAAUUACCGUUGAAGAUUUUUUUCGUCCCCAAAAUAUAUUUAAUUGGUGCCAAAAACUUAAAAAUGCUCUUCAUGUACUACAUAUGUGUGUAUAUUCGUGUGGGGUUGAGUACUGCUGGAGCCGUUGGCUCACUGCUUUGAACCCGUCAAUCUGGCUUUUCCCAGCCAAGGCUAACAUCAGUGGCGACUGGUAUCUGAACCAGUUCUGGACGCCUCUCCUUCAUCAUGCAACACUGAGCAGUUUCAUAAAGUAUGGCCAAACAUCCCAUUACCAAAAUGGCAUGGGGGGAGGCCUUCAUCCAGCAGUGGAUUGAAAAAGGCUGUACAUUUUGGUUUUAUAUUUGUACCAUAAUGCACGUAUGCGAGUAUAUGCGCACACACAUACUUUUCGUGAUAUCAAUAUGAAUUCCAUUUAUAUCACGUUUGGUACCGGUUGUGUGAAUAUUGGCAUAUUAAGGCUAGAUUCACAUGCGCGAGUCGUAUAGAAAACUCUUAAGCCAAACGCGUACCACUGUUGUGUGCCGCUGUGCUGGGCUUCCUUAGCAUGUUGCGUCCUAUCACAAAGACCAGCGGCUCUUCGUGCCACUUUUUUUAUGGCACCCCCUUCAUUAGCCGAGGCACGCGAGAGAGUUCACACAUGCUGGGGCUCUGUGGUUUGGUGAAUACUUGGCCAUAGAUCAUAGUGUGGUGCCAUCGUCCCAGGUGUUAGGUUUACAAGGCAUUGCUGCUUGUCAAAGCAGUGCCGUACAAUGCCACAGCAGAAGCCUGUGUCUUUGUGUCUGCACGUGUUUUUAGCUCGGCUUGGCUCGCCAAUCCCGUAGCAUAUAAAAAAA